AUGGGACAGGUCCGAGUGCCAGUGAAGAGCAUUGCUGACUCGCCUGCGCGUUACUCUCAGCCCGUGUGGCACCAGAUGCGCUCACGCGCUGGCAAACUCAAGGGUCAGGUGCAGCUGCAGCUGUUCUACACAGCGGAGUGGGUCCAUAGGGCCCUCAACGUGCUGGCGUGCACCUGGAAUGUGGGCAAUGCGGAGCCACCGCAGGACCUAAGCACCUGGCUCCAGGCAGGGUGGAGGGGGAGGGGUGGGGGGGAGGGCGUCCAGGCGUUGCAGCACGACCUUGUGGCGAUUGGGGUGCAGGAGUGUCUUUACAAGGUUGGCGCGGGAGCUAUGGACCAGGGGAACCAGGGGCCAGGGGAGGAGUACGGCAUGGCGGGCGGUUCCAACGAAGAGGGGACCAAUGUGUACGAUGCGUAUGCCAGCGGAAUGUACGGCAGCCAUGAUCAUCAUGACAGCAGUAUUCACGCAAACAGGGGUCAAGCUAACGGUCAAGUCAACGGCCAUGCUCAGGGCCUCAACGGCCACCUCAACGGUCAAGUUAACGGCCUUACAAACGGCAACGCUAACCAUAGCAGGGGCAGUAACGCAGAUGCAACCAAAGCGGAAAGCGGACUAAUUUUCAUGGAUUCUGGGCCGCUGCCGCCGCUGGCAUGCCCCACGGCGGCGGCGGCGGCGGCGGCGGCCCUCGCCCACGGCUGUCAGUCCUUUUGCCUCCGUCCGCCGCCGGUGGCGGCGGUAGCAGCAACGGCAGGGAAUUCCGGCCUUUAUGGGUCUGUGCACUGUAAUUUAUCAUCAUCAUCAUCAUCAUCAUCAUCAUCAUCAUCAUCAUCAUCAUCAUCAUCAUCAUCAUCAUCAUCAUCAUCAUCAUCAUCAUCAUCAUCAUCAUCAUCAUCAUCAUCAUCAUCAUCAUCAUCAUCAUCAUCAUCAUCAUCAUUAUCAUCAUCAUCAUUGUUAUUCUCGAGCCACGCAGCCGCGGCCCUCAGCGCCAACAGCAUAGGGAUGUUUUCAAGGCCCAGCUUGAGCAACGCCCCUGCCGGCGCGGGCGGCGGGGCCCCCGGAGGCGGUGCCGGUGGCGGCGGCGGCAACCUGCGCAGCAACGCACCUCAGGGCAAGGUCACACAGCAAACGUACAAGAGCAAGGGUGUUCUGACGGAUAUGGCCAAAGUGGGCGGCGAGUUUCGGGACCUGUGGGAAGAGCGGCUCAAGGAGGCGGUUGGUCCUGGAUACUUCCUGGUCGCCGCGGCCCACAUGGGACAGAUCCGAUUGCUGCUCUUUGCGCGUAACGACGUGUACGCCGCGAUCUCGGACGUGCGGACGUCGAAGCAAGCCACCGGGGUGGCGGGUGUGGCCACGAACAAGGGGGGAGUGGGCAUCAGCUUGAGAGUUUGGGAGACGACUAUUGCUUUCGUGAACAGCCACCUGGCGGCCCAUCAAGAUCGUACACGGCUAGACUACGGCCAGCAGGCCAUCACGCCCACAGAGAGCCCCACGCAGCAGGAUUUCGCAUCUCUGGUGGCGGAGGUUCAGCAAGGGGCGUUUGCGAAGCUGCUGGAGGUGGACCAGUUGCGGCGGGAGAUUACGGCAAAACGCGCCUUCCUGGGGUUUACAGAGGGCCCUAUCAACUUCGAGCCAAGUUUCAAGGUGCUGCGACGGCGUGGCCACGAGUACACCCCCCAGCGGAGCCCAGCCUACUGCGACCGCGUCCUCUAUCGAUCUAAUCUGCCUCUGAAGCAGAUCCGAGUUGUGUCGUACUUCAGCGCCUCGGAUAUCGCUACCUCGGACCACAAACCCAUUGGUGCCGCACUUGUCGUACCAACGGUACGGCUCGUAUUCACACGGCUCCGGGCUCACGGUCUCUUCAUGUUGCGGUCCAGGCGGAGGUCGGCGGUGUCGGUGUCGGCGGAGUUCCCAAGUCCCCAGCUGCUGCUGUCCGCGCCAUGCAUGCGCGAGGCAGUCGUUCGCUCCAGGGUAUCUCCGCAAACUCGGGAACCUCUGUGGGCAGACGUCGAACAGAGCGGACUGGGCCCGCUGGUGGUGGAUUUAAAAAUGGCGUCGUUGGCGGAAAUGGCGCACUUCCGCUUGUGGGUCCGAGUACUGGAUCUCCGGGGCGCGGAGAAGGGCGCGAAAAGCGGCAGCAACGGCAACGGCGGCGGCGGCGGCGUCAAGGGGGGAAAGGGCGAGGCGGGUGGCGGUGGUGGCGGCAAGGGAGAUGGCGGUGAGUCCAAAGGGUGGUUCGAGCUUCUUUGGUUUAUCGCGUUGGCGUCGGAUGCCAGCGGCGUAGCGCCCUUCCAGGUGAUGCUCGAGCUGCACGGCUUGCCCGCAGGGACACUGGAGGGGAACAUGAGACUGGAGGUUGUAGAUCGCGCCAAGGCCCCAGAUCGGACCCAUGGUUCUAUGCCGCGCUCCGGCUUGUACGACAUCGUAAAUGACAGUUUUGGGACGCGCGGUUCGGCGGGGGCCUCCGGCUUCAUGAAGAAAACAUCGUCACGUCGGUCAAGUACGGGAUACGGAUACGGCGCUGCUGCGGAGAGUAAUUCCGCCACUGUAGAUUCCGGUCGUGGCGGCGAGGUGGCGGCGGCGGUUGCUAACGCUGGCGUCAUCGCGGGUGGCGGCGACAGCGGCGGCGGCGGCUUCAUAUCAAAGCUGCGCCGUACGUGGACCACCAGCGCCGUCGCGCCACAGCACAUCCCGCUACUGCCGCCGCAGCCAUUGUACGAAGCAGGCGAAACCUGAUCGACGUCUCCCGCCGCCGCGGCUUGUGACCCGAGCUCUUGCGAGACCUUGGCGUCGGUAGAAAAGUUGAAAGGACUCUGAACUCCGCUGCUGCUGCGCUGAGCUGGGUAGCGCAACACCUUGAAAUGAUAAUAUACGGUUGGCUUCCGUCAAUCUGGUUGUCGGUUAUUUCAGUUGCCAAAAGUAUGGAAAAAACUUUUGUAUCACGGGAGGGAGUACAAGCCUUCUCACCUCCUCUUUGCGCGGUUGAUGUUAGGUUUUCUUGUUAGUUGUUAAGUCGUUAACUUUACUCGUGGACGAUCAUUUGAGAUACGGAUAAUGUACGACCUUCCGGCGCCGCCUAGGCUCUGGAUAACUAUUUAAGUCGUUGUUGUUGUUUAGUUUGUUAUGUCAUCAUUGUUACAUCUUGUAGGUUGUUAGCUGGCUUAAGUCGCUCGGCCCUCUUUGUAAUCAUCGUGGCAUCCC
Volvox carteri f. nagariensis is the source of this 3198-nucleotide messenger RNA. RefSeq lists its product as uncharacterized. Gene Ontology annotation, biological process: phosphatidylinositol dephosphorylation. The coding region runs from base 1 to 2733 and encodes 910 amino acids. The record is from RefSeq and is a predicted model, not a curated record. Lineage: Eukaryota; Viridiplantae; Chlorophyta; Chlorophyceae; Chlamydomonadales; Volvocaceae. The transcript has 19 exons. Gene Ontology annotation, molecular function: phosphatase activity.